This is a messenger RNA of Sardina pilchardus (European sardine), 1365 nucleotides long. RefSeq names its product achaete-scute family bHLH transcription factor 1b (gene ascl1b). Gene Ontology annotation, molecular function: protein dimerization activity; RNA polymerase II transcription regulatory region sequence-specific DNA binding; DNA-binding transcription factor activity, RNA polymerase II-specific. Lineage: Eukaryota; Metazoa; Chordata; Actinopteri; Clupeiformes; Clupeidae. The record is from RefSeq and is a predicted model, not a curated record. The coding region runs from base 271 to 885 and encodes 204 amino acids. The transcript is spliced from 2 exons. Gene Ontology annotation, biological process: developmental process; regulation of transcription by RNA polymerase II.
CGGGGCGGGAUCUCCCCCCUUGGGGAACGUGCAACACCAAAAGGGGUGGGGUGUCAGGCGCGUGUAGAAAAAAGGGACUGCGCACGACAGCCCGUUUGAAAUGUUAUGUGGAUCAGAUACUUGCCAGUCUUGAAAACAAAUUCCCGCAGACACACGACCCACGCGAAAGACACGAGAGCUGUCUCUUGCCAUAGGUCUACCAUUCAUCUGACUUUGAUUAGGAGUUGGUGAACCUGCCCUCUUCAGCUUUUUUCGUUCAACUGCUUUUUAAUGCUCUUACCUGACAUGGAGAGUACCACCAUCGCCACCACGAAGCAAACAACCACCUACCGAUUUACUUUGUCGGAUAAAAGAGCAUUUGCUCCCGUGACAAAUACGGCGAAAGACUUCAGCUCAACUCUUCAUGAGUCAAAAGAGUGCAAGUCCAUAGUGCUGAAAAGACAGCGCUCAAGCAGCCCAGAGCUCCUGAGGUGCAAGCGGAGGCUCGCUUUUAACGGUUUUGGUUACACAAUUCCUCAGCAGCAGCCAGUUGCGGUUGCCAGGCGCAAUGAGCGUGAGAGAAACCGGGUAAAGCAAGUCAAUAUGGGCUUCCAGACUUUACGGCAGCAUGUUCCCAACGGAGCAGCAAACAAGAAGAUGAGCAAAGUGGAGACCUUGCGAUCAGCAGUGGAAUACAUCCGUGCACUUCAGCACCUUUUGGAUGAACACGAUGCAGUUUCUGCAGCCUUCCAGUGUGGGUUGCAGUCGCCUCCGUUGUCCAAUGCCUACUCAGCGGAUCCGGAAUCACCUCAUUCAACGUACUCAUCCGAUGACGGGAUUAAUGAUCAUCUAAGUUCAGAGGAGCAGGAACUUCUUGAUUUCACCACUUGGUUUGAUAGAUACUAGACGAAGACACCCAAAGAUUCUGUCGAAGACCGACUGAGUUUAGCCACCUUGUUCAACUAGACUGAAGAUGCAACAGUUUCAUAAGGACACGAGCUACCAGAUGAACAACCAAAAAUAGUCCAACUGAUUGGGACGCGCAAGUAGGCUACACACAGCGGAAUGUUUUGCAUCUUCUUCUCUUCCAAAGUGGAAACAGGAACUGAACAUUACUAGGCCUGUCAUAUUUGUUCAGUCUGCGAGGUAAAGGUACUGACUGAAAUUGAAAUGGAAGUUGAAGUUUGUUAGAACUUCUGUUUUAUUUCAGGCAGAUACCAAUAGCGUGUCACCGAUAAACGUUCCUCUUUUGGAUGACAGUUUACCUUUGAGCCUUAGUCCAAUGUGGAUGAUAAUAUUUUUUAAGUGAGCAUGUCAUGUGAUAGCCGUUUCUAACCCUCAGAUGUCAAGGUCAUCACCAUCAUUGUAAAUAUAUUAUUUUCAUAU